Messenger RNA from Oncorhynchus nerka (sockeye salmon), 4933 nucleotides. RefSeq names its product occludin. Gene Ontology annotation, molecular function: cis-regulatory region sequence-specific DNA binding. Gene Ontology annotation, biological process: bicellular tight junction assembly; snRNA transcription by RNA polymerase II; positive regulation of transcription elongation by RNA polymerase II. Bases 299 to 1939 code for a protein of 546 amino acids. Gene Ontology annotation, cellular component: bicellular tight junction; membrane; transcription elongation factor complex. The transcript has 8 exons. Lineage: Eukaryota; Metazoa; Chordata; Actinopteri; Salmoniformes; Salmonidae. The record is from RefSeq and is a predicted model, not a curated record.
AGACAGCGUAGGGUUGGGCAGUCAACCAAGGUCCUUGGAAAGCACAACAAAGCACUUGUUCACAGACACAGAACCGUCUCUGCGCGUGGGACGGGACGAAAGAGAGAGCCACCACAACUGGAGCAGGUCACUAAUAAACAGGUUCAUUUCGUUGCUGAGUUUAUUUCAACCUCUCUGGUCUACAUCUUGACGGAUACAAAGUAAACUCGCAAAACGACGGCGUUUUCGGUACUGCGUUAAGCGCCAACAACCGUCAGUUUUUUUCUUUUACUUUCAGGUCCCUGCCAAUCUUUGAGAGAUGUUUGAGAAGCAGCGUUACGACAGCCCUCCCGUCUACAGUCCUCCAUACAGCCCGGAAUCCAAUGGCUACGGCCCCCCACAAAGCUACCACCCACCCAGGAGUGAGUUUGACCCAUACCCACCCCCACCGGGCUCCUACUACAUGGAAGAGAAGCCCCAACACUUCUACAAGUGGAUCUCUCCUCCUGGCAUCGUCAAGGCCAUGUUUGGCACAAUCAUAGUGCUCUGUGUGGGGAUCUUUGCCUGUGUGGCCUCCACCCUUGUCUGGGACAUGCAGUACGGGAUGGGGGGGAUGGGCUCCUACGGCGGAGGGAUGGGCUACGGUGGCGGUUAUGGGGGAAUGGGAGGCGGCUAUGGCUCCAGCUACGGCUCUGGCUAUGGAGGAGGCUAUGGAGGAGGCUAUGGUAACUAUGGUAGCUCCUAUCCGACACCUUACUCGGCCAAAACAACCAUGAUAGCUAUGGCGGCCAUCAACUUCUUUGUGGCGCUGGGAUUCUUCGUGGCCAGUUUCUCUAAAUCGACCACGUUCAGGAGCAGGAAGUUCUUCCUGGUGGUUCUGGUGGUCAGUGUCAUCAUGGCUGUCAUCCAGGGUAUCAUCACCAUUGUGUACGUCGUAGGGGUGAACCCUAUGGCACAGAGCUCUCAGAACAUGAUGUACAACCCUAUGCUGAUGAUGUGCCAGAACCUGUACGGAAGCAGCUAUUCUAAUAUGGGUGGAGUGGGUGGUUUCGGCAUGUAUAACCAGUACCUCUAUCACUACUGCUACGUGGACCCACAAGAGGGUGUAGCCAUGGUGUGUGGCUUCCUGGUUACCGCUGCCUUGGUCGUGGCUGCUUUCUUCUCCCACAAAACCAGAGGCAAGAUAUGGCGCUACGGCAAGCCAAACAUCUACUGGGAACAGCCCCCUGAGACUGGAGGACUAGUUUCUGAAGGCAGAGAUGUGAAGGACUGGGUGAACAAUGUAGAGGAUGGACAAAGUACCCAGGGUGCACCUACCGUGGUGCUGUCAGAGAAGUCCGUCCCCCUCAACGCCUCAGCCAAUAGCAUCAUCUCCUACCCGACCAAGGUUGACAGCAGGGUGUACACUGGAGACGCCUACAAUGAUGACGUGUAUUCGGAGCAUCUGGCUAUCCUUCCCUCGGACCAGCCCUCCCAGGGGGCAAGUUCCAGCCCCUCUGAGGAGGCAGGUGGGGUCAGGAAGCCCUCUGCCAACAGGGGGAAGAGGCGCCGGCGCAACCCUGAGCUAGAUGAAUCACAGUACGAAACAGAGUACACCACUGGAGGAGAAACUGGCAACGAACUGGACCCAGAGGAGUGGGAGAGCGUCUACCCAGAGAUAACGUCAGACGGCCAGCGUCAGGAGUACAAGAGGGAGUUUGAUGCCGACCUGAGGGAGUACAAACAUCUGUGUGCUGAGAUGGAUGACAUCAGUGACCAGAUGAACAAACUCAGCAGGCAGCUGGACACACUGGACGAGACCUCCGCCCAGUACCAGGUUGUGGCAGAGGAAUAUAAUCGACUGAAAGACCUUAAGAGGACACCAGACUACCAGGCUAAGAAGCUGGAGUGUCGCAAGUUGAGACACAAACUGUUCCAUAUCAAACGUGUGGUCAAGGCCUACGACAAGAGCCUUUCUUAAAGCCAAGCUCUCCCUCCAACCCUAUCCACCCCCUAUGUCGUCAUGACAACACCACACUCCUGGACUAAGAAUAUGCAGAACACUAAGAAUAUGCAAAACACUAAGAUUAUGUAGAAUGUUGAAAACCAAAGCUCCCUUCUUGGCAUUUACACACACACACACACACACAUUAAUGACAUGGUUAUGUGAUUCCUUCUGCCUCGAUUAAUUUCAGACCAGUUCUCCUCUCUAUGUGGAUUGCUUCACAGACACUAUCGUACACUGUGGGGUUGAAAGACUAUAUUCAUAAUACUUCACACGUAACACACAGCCCACUAGCACUGCCAUAUUCCUAACUGUGCCUAGUAAGUAACAUUGUUGUACAUGCUUGCCUUGAAACACGGCAGUCUAUUUGACUGAAUGGGUGUGGUUAUAAAAGGUUACUUCAAUGUCGUUUCACCUGAGGUCGUCUGUGAUAGAGGCAUUGGGCCUUUGCUGGUUCCUGUUUGCAUUGUUUUAUCUCCACAGAUAAGGCAGUAUCGUAGAAAAGGUCGAGUCACAUUGCUGAGUAUGCAUCAAACCUACUAGAACAAACCUGUGCUGUGUGCUUCAGGCACUCCACAAAAGAAAGCUAAAAUACCUGCUGUUUUCUCUUAAAAAGGACUGAAUUCCACCUUAUAUUAUGACAGUUGGAGGACCUGCAGUAUGUGAACACUCUCUGAGCUGCGUUCGUAAAUUCAUUCUGGUUAUCUACCCCGAUUUCAGAGCACUCUAGUCUUUGUGCCAGAGCGCAAAUAACUGACACCAGAUGAACAUGACUGGUGUCAGUUAACGUCGGUAAAAAAUAAAGAAAAAAAGCGUAAUUAAAUUGUUGCCAGCAGCACAGUUACAGUCACCAACGCACCAGGGUAACAUGAAAACAGCAUAACCAGCUCUGUCAGGGCGAGUCAAGUGAUCAGAGGGAGGUGUUCUCUCGUUUGUGUCUGGAAGUAGCUAGCAAGCUAGGCAACGUUAGUUUGGGAGCUUGACUGCCAUUGGGAGGUCAGAACGCACGGAACAACCGUAGUCCUCGGGCCACAGCGUCCAGUGCGCUUCUCUGAACGCUCCGACGAGAGCGAAACGCUCUGAAUAUACGAACUGACAACACCGCACUCUGAACCGUAGUCUGGCAUUCCAGAUUGAAUUUAGGAACUGACACUCUGACAACACCGCACUCUGAACGUACUCUGGCAUUCCAGAUUGCAUUUAGGAACUGACACUCUGACAACACCGCACUCUGAACGUACUCUGGCAUUCCAGAUUGCAUUUAGGAACUGACACUGACAACACCGCACUCUGAACGUAGUCUGGCAUUCCAGAUUGCAUUUAGGAACUGACACUGACAACACCGCACUCUGAACGUAGUCUGGCAUUCCAGAUUGCAUUUAGGAACUGACACUGACAACACCGCACUCUGAAUGUACUCUGGCAUUCCAGAUUGCAUUUACGAACUGACACUGACAACACCGCACUCUGAAUGUACUCGGGCAUUACAGAUUGCAUUUACGAACUGACACUGACAACACCGCACUCUGAAUGUACUCGGGCAUUACAGAUUGCAUUUACGAACUGACACUGACAACACCGCACUCUGAAUGUACUCGGGCAUUACAGAUUGCAUUUAGGAACUGACACUGACAACACCGCACUCUAAAUUUACUCAGGCAUUCCAGAUUGAAUUUACAAACUGAUACUCUGACAACACCGCACUCUGAAUGUACUCUGGCAUUACAGAUUGAAUUUACAAACUGAUACUCUGACAACACCGCACUCUGAAUGUACUCUGGCAUUCCAGAUUGAAUUUACAAACUGACACUCUGACAACACCGCACUCUAAAUUUACUCGGGCAUUACAGAUUGAAUUUAGGAACUGACACUCUGACAACACCACACUCUGAAUUUACUCGGGCAUUACAGAUUGAAUUUAGGAACUGACACUCUGUUGUGUAUUGCCAUGACAACCUCAAUGUUGUGUUGGAGAAAAGUCGGGCUAUGUUUGCAACAUUGUCAGUGAAAUUACUAUUGUACUGUGUCUGCAGAUAAUUUCCAAUAUCACCAUCUAGACUUCUUCUAAAUCUGUUGUCCAUUGUGAUUAACUGUAUAUUUUGUAUAUAUUUUGGAGUUAAACAGGAUUUAAAUGGUGAAGUAUUUACUAAUAACACAGGAUCAAGAGGAACAAAACGCUUUUGUAUUUGUCCUAUGCAUUCUUCAUGUUAGGAGCCGUCUGUCUGAAUUCCUGCCACGUUCACGCGCCAGUCAGAACUAGGAAACGCUGACAUUUCCCACUCGCUAACUGUUGAACGCGGCACGGCACGUCUGUAACUUCAAACAGUUAGCAAGUCGGACAUUUCUGAGUUUCCUAGUUCCGAUUAGUACAUGAACGCGGCAAUAUAGUGACAUUUUGGUCAUUGUGUACUUACUGAAGAGACAAAUGAACUGUUGUCCAGGGUGUUUUCUCAGUGGUCAUUCACAAUGCACUGAUGCUAUGCACAUAUUAAUUAACCAAUGACAGGGACAGUAUUUUAUGAACAAUGUUUGUCUCAUCAUGUGCUCUUUAAACACUGUGGGAAGCAUGCAUCAAUAUGGUAAAUGUAUCAAUAAGCUCAACUCGGUUUUGAUUGGAUUUUUCUGCUGUGAUAUAAUGAUUACCUGUUGAUUUAUUAUGUGUUGUUGUCACUGCUCUGCUAAUACACACCUUCUGCAAGGUAAUGCUUCUCAAUGUCAGUUAGAAAAUUAUUUACAGCUAUUUGGAUUAUUUGUUAUUCAUUUGUAUUUUCUAUGUUUGAAUUGAUGAGUUUUAUGGAGAACAGAUUUUUGUCUCCACCCCCCUCAUUUAUGACUCUUAUUUUUAUAUGAAUUUAUUUCCUUUCAUGUUACUGUAAAAUCUCUUGUAAAAAGGCAUAAUUUCUAAAACGUGUUGAUUGCCAUGAAAAAAAAUAAACUUCUGUAAUUCUUUAACAACGGUAAUGUAACAAA